AAUGUGAUACUUAUGACACAUACAAAAUUCUCUAUGGUCCAGAAAAAAAGAACCAAACCAUGUGAUCCUUACACAAUCCAAAAUAAAGGCCCUGUGCUGGUGCUGUUGCUAGCUACUGCUGCAAGGGGAAGGCCCAUGAGUCCUGAUGCUGGAAAUCUUCUCCUUGCCUUGCUCUGAAUGAGCAAAUGGCCAAAGUAUUUCAAGUGCUUGGCAGCUGAAGCAUUCCUGAAGUUCCUUCUGUGUUGGAUUACAGUCUUGAAGGGGAAUCCCCAUCACUAGCAGCUUCUGUCCUUCAUUAUCAUCCCUGUGAAACCAAUUACCUUGAGAGGUGUCACUCAACAAAGACCAUUUACUGAAAGGCUGAGAGUGAAAGGAGAAGAUGGCUGUAUUAGCUCGUAGCAUUCUGGUGACAGGUUCAAACCGUGGAAUUGGCCUGGAAUUGGUGAAGCAGCUCGUGGAGAUGUCUGAUCCUCCUGAACACAUCUUUGCAACCUGCCGCGAUCCUGAUGGACCCCGAGGAAGGGCCUUGCAUGAUCUAGCUGACAAGUACCCCAGCAUUCAUGUGGUCCAGUUAGAGGUGGAGAACCAAUCCAGUGUGAAGGCUGCUGUGGCAAUUGUACAAUCUUAUCUGGAAGGAAAGGGCCUGAAUCUGCUCAUCAACAAUGCAGGCGUGGAUACCUAUGAUACAUUGCAAACUGUGGAGCAGCAAGAAAUGCUUUGUACCUUCAAUAUCAAUGUAGUGGGACCCAUCCUUGUGGUUAAGGAAUUCCUGCCUCUAUUGAAGAGGGCAGCUAAGGAGGCAGAAACAGAAGGAAUGAGCUGCAGCAAGGCAGCCAUAAUCAACAUAAGCUCCAAACUGGGUUCCAUUGCACAGGGCUUUGAAGUUAUGCUGGACCCAUUUUAUGCAUACCGUGCAAGUAAGGCUGCCUUGAAUAUGGUCACUGCAUGCCUUGCUGUGGAACUGAAAGGGGAUGAAAUCCUGUGUAUUGCGAUCCAUCCUGGCUGGGUGAAAACAGACAUGGGGACAGAGAAGGCACCCCUGACGGUGCAGCACAGUGUGCAGGGCAUCCUUAAGGUGCUUGCCAGUCUGUCAUCAUCAUCAACAGGAACCCUUUUGGACUGGGAAGGGAGAAGAAUCUUUUGGUGAGGGGAUUGCUCACCUCAACACACCUGUCUCCCAGAGAGAACCUUUUUGGUACCUAAUGUACUGGGAAGGAAAACUUCUUUUGUGCUGAAAAAAACAUUCCCCUCUUUGUUUACACUUCAGGAGGAAUUCACUGUAGAAAACACUCUCAAUGUCUAACUUUACUAAUUUUUGUUGUCAUUAAAUGAUAUACUACAUUCUGCUGAAAAUC
Molecule: messenger RNA, 1355 nt
Organism: Pogona vitticeps (central bearded dragon)
Lineage: Eukaryota; Metazoa; Chordata; Lepidosauria; Squamata; Agamidae
Product: C-signal
Cellular component (GO): cytoplasm
Molecular function (GO): oxidoreductase activity
Source: RefSeq, a predicted model, not a curated record